Plenodomus lingam JN3 is the source of this 729-nucleotide messenger RNA. RefSeq lists its product as uncharacterized. Gene Ontology annotation, biological process: Golgi vesicle transport. The record is from RefSeq and is a predicted model, not a curated record. Gene Ontology annotation, cellular component: membrane. Lineage: Eukaryota; Fungi; Ascomycota; Dothideomycetes; Pleosporales; Leptosphaeriaceae.
AUGGCUUUCCCACAAAACGACGAGGACCCGUUCCUUCAGGUGCAGGCUGACGUCCUGGCUGCUCUUGACACUUCGAGGCCACUGUUCCAGUCCUAUCUUCGCAUCCGGUCUUCGGCCUCCUCUGCCAACAGUCCCGAACUCCGAGAAGCCCGCGGCGAACUGGAACAGACACUCCAAGAGAUCAGCCAAGACGUUGAGGAUCUCGUGGCGAGCGUCAAAGCAGUCGAAGUGGACCCAUACAAAUUCGGUUUAGAAAUCGAUGAAGUCGAACGCCGUCGAAGGCUUGUUAAAGAUGUCGGCAACGAGAUUGAGAAGAUGCGCCAAGAGCUGCAGCAGACGGUCAAACAUGCGAACAAGGGCAAAGGCGUAGCAAAUGGCGAUGUUCUGCCUGAUCCAGACUCGUUCGAGGACGAAGAUAACUAUGCGGCCUUUGAGCAGGAGCGGCAAAUGGAGAUGAUGCAUGAGCAAGACGAAGCCCUGGAUGGCGUCUUCCGCACCGUGGGCAACUUGCGACAGCAGGCUGAUGACAUGGGACGAGAGCUCGAAGAGCAGAGCGAGCUAUUGAAAGACGUCGACACCGUGGCAGACCGGGUUGGCGGUAAGCUACAGAUCGGUCUCAAGAGAGUUGGUCGGGUCAUUGAGCAGAACGAAGACUCAUGGUCUAGUUGCUGCAUUGCAGUCCUCAUAUUCGUCCUCAUACUACUCCUCAUUCUCCUGCUCAUACUCUGA